CCAACGAUGAUUAUGACUCUGCGCUAACCUGUCAGUUUGCUUUGCGCGAAUUUGAUGGUUGUUUGUCACGUCCGCUCCAUUCAAUGAAAUACUUAAAUAUGUAAAUAUGCAAUUGAAUUGCAAAAAUCAGUGGUCACAGUGUAAUUUUUUAUUUUAAAUUUCUGUACGUAUGAGGUAUUAUAAAUCAAUAACUUAGUACAAAAUGUCAGAGAUUCGUAAAAGAACAGUUGGAGAUGCGUCGACAGAAACGCGGGAUGUCAGUGAUAAUCAGAAGGAAGAUGUGGAAUCUGAGGAUGAUGCAAAAUUAGAAGUGGAGGAAUUGGGUAAAACUUUACCUCAAGGGACUGAUCAUACUCCGCACAUUUUGGAUUCAGUCCUUUCUGGCUUAUCGGAUCGAUGGAAAAAUUGGGUAAUCAGAAGUAUUUUUACCUUGUUUAUGAUCAUUGGAUUUUGUGGCAUUAUUUAUGCUGGACCAUUAGCACUGAUGGCGACGACGUUAAUUGUGCAAGUGAAAUGUUUCCAAGAGAUUAUUAACAUUGGAUAUGCAGUUUAUAGAAUUCAUGGUUUACCAUGGUUUCGAUCUCUUUCAUGGUAUUUUUUAAUUACUUCCAACUACUUCUUUUAUGGGGAAAAUUUGAUGGAUUAUUUUGCUGUAGUGAUUAAUAGAACAGAGUAUUUACGUUUACUUGUUACAUAUCAUCGUUUUAUUUCAUUUUGUUUAUAUAUCGUUGGUUUUGUAUGGUUUGUACUGUCACUUGUGAAAAAAUAUUACAUGAAACAAUUUUCUCUAUUUGCUUGGACACACGUUGCUUUACUUAUUGUUGUGACCCAGAGUUAUCUUAUAAUUGCAAAUAUAUUCCAAGGCUUGAUAUGGUUCAUUGUUCCAGUUAGUAUGAUAGUGAUAAAUGAUAUAAUGGCAUAUAUGUUCGGCUUUUUCUUUGGCAAAACACCUUUAAUUAAAUUGUCACCUAAAAAGACUUGGGAAGGUUUUAUAGGAGGUGGUAUUUCAACAGUAAUACUUGGUUUGGUGAUAUCAUACAUCAUGUGUCAGUACCGUUACUUUGUUUGUCCCAUUGAAUAUAGCGAAGCCUUAGGACAAAUGACAAUGGACUGUGAACCAUCUGCUUUAUUUCAACCUCAAGAAUAUAAUUUACCCACUAGUUUACAAGUUAUGUGGAAAAUGAUUAGUGGAAAGUCUACUGUAUCUUUAUAUCCAUUUUUACUCCAUUCAUUAUCAAUGUCAGUAUUCAGUUCUGUAAUUGGACCAUUUGGAGGUUUCUUUGCCAGUGGCUUUAAGAGAGCAUUCAAAAUUAAAGAUUUCGGAGAUAUUAUUCCUGGUCAUGGUGGAAUAAUGGAUAGAUUUGAUUGUCAGUAUUUAAUGGCAACAUUUGUAAAUGUUUAUAUAUCUUCGUUCAUUCAAACUGCAUCACCUCAAAAACUUUUACAACAGGUGUACAGUUUAAAACCGGAGCAGCAGUUACAGUUGUUCCAAACGCUAAAGGAUUCAUUAGAACACAGGGGUUUGUUAAAUGUUUAUUGAUGUUCUAACAUGGAUAAUAAUUGAAUGAUUGCCAGCUCCUGUGAAAAAUAGCUGCCCGCUAAAUGGAUCAAGAGGGUUUGGCGCCGGCGAUAAAUAGUAAUUAUCGUAAAUGAUUUCUACUCUUUCAUAAGAUUUGGCCGCGUGGUACAGCACUAGUGCGACGCGGCAAGUAAAAUCCCGUAAGCAUUCUUUUUUCUUUUCCGUCAAAAUUAAUGUUUGAGAAUUUCUACUUCUCCUAUAACGCUAUUUUCCUUACGGAAGUCUACAUGUACACAGUAUAAUAAGUUGAAGUCUUAUAUAUAAAACAAACUAUAUAAGAUAUUGUUCCAAUAAGGGGUUAAAAGUUUAUCAAAAAUAAAUGUGGAUACAUAAGGAAAGUACACAGUUGAAACUGAAUCAGUUCAAUUAAAAUUAAAGACUGAGCGAGUACAUUUUAAACUAAAUGAAAAUAAUAAUGGCUUCACAAAAAGUUGUAAGAAAAAUAAUAUCAACUUCAUUAAGUCCAAAACCUGUUGGACCUUACAACCAAGCAGUACUUGUAGAUCGUACUUUAUAUCUGUCUGGAGUUCUUGGUCUUAAUAUGAAAACUCAGAAGCUUGCUGAAGGAGGUGCUGUUGCUGAAGCUCGUCAAGCCCUCACAAAUAUGGGGCAUAUUU
Osmia lignaria (orchard mason bee) is the source of this 2196-nucleotide messenger RNA. The record is from RefSeq and is a predicted model, not a curated record. Lineage: Eukaryota; Metazoa; Arthropoda; Insecta; Hymenoptera; Megachilidae.